Messenger RNA from Fusarium falciforme, 432 nucleotides. RefSeq names its product Histone H2A. The coding region runs from base 1 to 432 and encodes 143 amino acids. The transcript has 3 exons. The record is from RefSeq and is a predicted model, not a curated record. Gene Ontology annotation, cellular component: nucleosome. NCBI's taxonomy places the organism in Eukaryota, Fungi, Ascomycota, Sordariomycetes, Hypocreales, Nectriaceae. Gene Ontology annotation, molecular function: DNA binding; protein heterodimerization activity; structural constituent of chromatin.
AUGGCGGGCGGAAAGGGAAAGUCUUCUGGUGGAAAGAGCUCCGGCGGCAAGACGAGUGCUGCCGAGGGCUCCAAGAAGCAGCAGAGCCACUCUGCGCGCGCCGGUCUUCAGUUCCCCUGUGGCCGUGUCAAGCGUUUCCUCAAGCAAAACACUCAGAACAAGAUGCGCGUGGGAGCAAAGGCUGCCGUGUACGUCACUGCUGUUCUCGAGUAUCUGACAGCUGAAGUCCUAGAGCUGGCAGGCAAUGCUGCCAAGGACCUCAAGGUCAAGCGUAUCACGCCCCGCCACCUCCAGCUUGCCAUCCGUGGUGACGAAGAGCUCGAUACCUUGAUCCGCGCGACGAUUGCAUACGGCGGUGUGUUGCCACACAUCAACCGCGCCCUCCUGCUCAAGGUGGAGCAGAAGAAGAAGGCCAAGGCGCUCGAGGGUUAA